AUGCCUCUCCAAGUCCCGUCAUCACUGGGUUUCGGCUCCGGCCCCGGCCUCGUCAGGGGCGCACUCGCCGCUGCUUUCCUGCUUCUGAUAUCGCUACUCUGCAUCGUCGCCGAAGCAAAACACACUGAACACUGGGUCGGGAUAUGGACUUCAAUGCCCCAGCUCGUCGAGCCCGCCAACCUGCCCAAUGCCCCUUAUAACGGGUCAGCCGCCGUGUUCGAGAACACGACGCUCCGGCAGACCGUCUUCGUCACGCAAGACGCCUCGGUCAUCCGGCUGUCCUUCAGCAACGCCUUUGGCGGCACGGACCUGGCUAUCACGGCCGUGACGGUCGCACUGCCUGCUGCUGCUGCUAAAAACGAAAGCGGCGCGGGAGCAAGCGGCGUCCGCCCCGAGACAGCGCAGACGGUGACCUUCUCGGGGGGCCGGCCCGGCGUCACGGUGUCCAACGGCGCGCUCGCCGUGUCGGACCCCCUCAAAUUCACCGUCAGGGCGCAGUCGGUGCUGUCCGUGACGCUGUACCUCGCCGGCGGCCAACCCGGCCACGCCCUCACCGGACACCCGGGCAGCCGCACCUCGAGCUGGGCCGCGCCGGGAAACCUCGUCGCGGCGCCCGACCUCGCCAACGUCACCUCCACCACCGCCGUCGCCGCCCGCAUCUACCACUGGUACUUCCUCUCGGCCAUCGACGGCUGGCUGCCCGCGAGCCGCACCGCGCUCGCCAUCGUCGGCGACAGCAUCUCGGACGGGCGCGGGUCGACCACCAACGCCAACAACCGGUGGCCGGACCAGCUGCUGGCGCGGCUGCAGCAGCGCAAAGACACGGCUAAAAUAUCCGUGCUCAACCAAGCGGCAGGCGGCAACCGCGUGCUGGCCGACGGGCUGGGGCCGAACGCGGUGGGGCGCAUCGGGCGCGACGUGAUAGCGCAGGCGGGGGUGCGGUACGCGCUCGUGCUCGAGGGGGUCAACGACCUGGGGACGGCGGCGGCAGACGCGGCGGCGCAGGGGCGGACGGGCGACGUGCUGGUGGCGGCGUACGCGCAGAUAACAGCGCAGCUGCACGGGCACGGCAUCGCCGUGUUCGGGGCCACCAUAACACCAUUCACGGGGCCGGGGCAGGCGUACGGUGACGACGGCGGCAGCGGCGCCCGCGAGGCGCAGCGGCAGCGCGUUAAUGCGUGGAUCCGCACGAGCGGGCGCUUCGACUACGUCGUCGACUUCGACGCCGCGGUGCGCGACCCGGCCAACGCGACGCAGCUCAGCCCGCUCUACAACAGCGGCGACUACCUGCACCUCAACCCCGACGGCUACAGGGCCAUGGCGGCGGCUGUUGACCUGGCUGUGUUCGCCAAGUUCGCGGGCGGGGUGCGUUCCAUGGUGUGA
Lasiosphaeria miniovina is the source of this 1383-nucleotide messenger RNA. Its product is annotated as SGNH hydrolase-type esterase domain-containing protein. The record is from RefSeq and is a predicted model, not a curated record. Bases 1 to 1383 code for a protein of 460 amino acids. NCBI's taxonomy places the organism in Eukaryota, Fungi, Ascomycota, Sordariomycetes, Sordariales, Lasiosphaeriaceae. The transcript has 2 exons.